Molecule: messenger RNA, 711 nt
Organism: Knipowitschia caucasica
Lineage: Eukaryota; Metazoa; Chordata; Actinopteri; Gobiiformes; Gobiidae
Source: the annotation of a GenBank genome assembly
AUGUCUGCGGGACCAACACUGAAGACUGGUGACUGCACGGCCACGGAGGAGAUAUUUGCGCUGUUUGAAAGAACAAUAGCGGAAUAUGAGGAGGAACUGCGGCUGUGCAAAGAGAAGCAGAGGAGACAGGAGCAGCUGGAGACUCUGAGGCCGACUGUGCUGCUGCCCAGAGCGGAUCGAAACAUGGCCAAACGAAGUACGGAGAGUUCAGAGUCAGAAGAAUUCAAUGAACCAGACUUGGAGUUUUCAUCAGAAUGGUUGCCAUUCGAAUUUGUAAGCAGCAGAGAGUCGCCCCCUGACGCACAUGGUUACACGCCAAGCAGAAGCAGAUCAGCCUCUACAUCGAGCAGUGAUUCUGGCAGUGUGACUCUUACACAUAAACGUGUGAAGAAAAGGAAAAAGGGAGCAGCUGCAAAGAGUAACGAUGGCGACUGGCGUAAAGCUGACUGGAGUCCAAAUGUGUUCCCCUUCACGGCAACGCCUGGACCCCAGAAUGCCGCUGCAGAACUGGAUUCUGACCUUCCAGCUGACUUCCUGGAGUUGUUCAUCACAGACGAGCUGCUCCAACUCAUUGCUCGGCAGACAAACCUUCAUGCCCAGCAAUGCCCAGAUUUCCCCAAAGACUCCAGGCCCCGGUCUGAACUAGAGACUCCACAGGUUAAAGAAGGGCAGAGCAUCAAACAGGAAGAGCAGCUUCCAGAGACUCUUUGA